Molecule: messenger RNA, 441 nt
Organism: Periconia digitata
Lineage: Eukaryota; Fungi; Ascomycota; Dothideomycetes; Pleosporales; Periconiaceae
Source: the annotation of a GenBank genome assembly
UUUGCCUUCUUAUCUGAUUACGUUUCUUCGUCCAACUCCACACCCCCAACCACCGUUGCCAUGGAGAAACUUGAAACGCCUUUUACUAUUGAAAUCGAUGGCAAACCCGUCGCAGCCGUUGGCGAAAAUGCCGAAGACGGCAUCCACGCUCAACUUGGCACGGAAGCGGCAAUUUUCACUCUUAGCAGUGGCCAACUCAUCUCGGGCGACUGGAUACUUGGACGUAGUUUGAUGGAAGACAGGAGUAUGGGGCCAAAGAAACUCUGUUGGUUCAAGAGCCAACCGGAAGCCGCUCAGAAGCUCCAUGCAGUGUCUGCGCUUGAAGACGACAAAUCACAAAAGCUGCAGUUCGGCGGAGGAGGUAUGAUAGCCGAGGGUAACGGUGUUUUUGUGGACCUCCUUGGUGAAAAUCGCGCUAUUGUAAAGAAGGUCGCCAAAUAG